AUGGUACUGCUGGAAUUGUUCAAUUACAAAUAUCUCAGCGAACAACAAAUGAAAGGAUUUGACAAGUACAAAUAUUGCAGUGUAGAUUCAAGUCCUUUGUCGAAAUAUGUUUCACAUCCAUUCUGGAAUUGGAUUGUACAGUUUUAUCCAACUUGGCUGGCACCAAAUGUAUUAACGCUCACCGGGUUCAUAUUUGUUAUGUUCGCAUUUUUGGUCGUCUCAUAUUACGAUUAUUAUGUGGCAACUAAUUCGAUUUCUAUUCCUGAUUGGGUCUGGUUGCUAUGCUCGAUUUGUACUUUCAUGGGACAUGUCUUAGACGGUACCGACGGUAAGCAAGCACGUCGCAUUGGAGUAUCCGGACCGACCGGUGAACUUUUUGAUCAUGGUUUGGAUUCAUGGUCUACAGUUCCACUAACGUUAACCGUUUUCUCCAUCUUUGGACAAGGUGAAUUUAGCUUAUCACCAGUUCGACUUCUAUUGGUUUUGAUCAGCGUUCAAGUGGUAUUCAUCGUUUCACAUUGGGAAAAAUAUAAUACCGGGAUUCUAUUCCUCCCAUGGAAUUACGACUUAAGUCAAUAUGGACUUGCUAUAUUUUACUUGUUUGUAUUUUUCAAAGGCGAUGAUUACUUCAAGUUUUAUGUUUUCGCUGAUUUUACAACAGCUCUUUGUUUAGAAUUUGGUUUCUACGUAUGUUGCUACAUAUCGUUAGUGGUAUCAGCUCGAAACAUUUAUCUAUCUUAUUUUGUAGAUCAUACUGGAAAACAGGAUAAUUUUUACGAAAUAUGUUUACCUCUGUUUCCAUCCCUAAUUUUAUUUUCAAUUUCGGUGCUUUGGGCCGUAUAUUCUCCUGGAAAUAUUGUUGAACGUGAUCCUCGUCUUUAUCUCUAUACUAUGGGAACUGUUUUUUCGAAUAUUGCAUGCAAAUUGAUUAUCGCGCAGAUGUGUAACACUCGUGCGGAAUUAUUUAAUUUAUGCCUAGCAAUAUAUUCGAUCGUUGCUGUGACCUCUUUAUCGGGUAUUUUAUCAGCUUAUCAGGAACUAAUUUUUUUACGAUUUGCUGUCGCUGUCAUAACUCUUGCUCACUUACAUUUUGGAAUUUGUGUGGUACGUCAACUAUGUGGUCACUUUAAAAUCCAUGCUUUUUCACUGCGAUAUUUGCAACAAUCAUCAAAAAAAUCACAAUGA
Brugia malayi is the source of this 1185-nucleotide messenger RNA. Its product is annotated as CDP-alcohol phosphatidyltransferase family protein. Gene Ontology annotation, biological process: phosphatidylethanolamine biosynthetic process. The record is from RefSeq and is a predicted model, not a curated record. Gene Ontology annotation, molecular function: ethanolaminephosphotransferase activity. NCBI's taxonomy places the organism in Eukaryota, Metazoa, Nematoda, Chromadorea, Rhabditida, Onchocercidae. Gene Ontology annotation, cellular component: endoplasmic reticulum membrane; Golgi apparatus. The transcript has 11 exons. Bases 1 to 1185 code for a protein of 394 amino acids.